GCGCUGUUCAACACACUGAAGCUCUCUGUGCAGAGACUAUGCAUGUAAGUCAAUGGUUGUUCGGUACUCGGAAUCUGAUCCUAGCCCCUAAGCUGCGAACGCGAAUGAUGGUUUGUGAAGAGCUCCGGCUAUGAUUCUGUCCACAAAGCACAACAACCGAUCCAGUUAUGGAAAUCUCCUUAUAAGCCAACCCGAGAUCUCCUUUCGUUCAAGCACCGGAGAUAACUCUUUUCUUUGUGGUUUGAGAAAGCCCAUGGAGACUGUCUACUAGAUACGGAAGAUGCUGGAGCUCUUCAACAAAUUCUUUGACAAGAAACGAGAUGCACCUGUUAGCAGCAGGGUCCGCAGUCCCAGAACAAUGCUUUGCGUUCAUUAUAAAAAGCGAUCAUUUCUUCUGAUGAUUCAGGUCUUCCUCCCAUCACGACUUUCACCUUAUUCACACAAAAAAACGCAAAAACACAAGUCAAAACAACACAACACAAACAUCAUGCCUACUAACAAACAGCGCGUCCAGCCCAAGUCUCGGCGGUGGGCAAAGAGACAGCGACAGGCUCCCUCGACCAGCGCUGCGCAGAACGCCAGUCCGACCAUGUGGCACGAUUACUACAAUGUCACCACCCACGGUGAAGCGACCCAGGACAGAGCCCACCACGUCUCAUGCAAAGCGCAAUGCCGCUACUGCUGGAUGUUCUGGACCAGCCGCGCCUCUUCCCCGUCCGCCAUUAGUCUGCAGCUCCAUCUGCACUUCUGCCCGGGUCGCAGAAAGCGUGCCGCCGACCAGAAGAAGUGUAAGUUGGGUAAGUGCCCCCCCUCCUGCGAUCUCGCCGCCAAAGAUGAGACAUCGACAAAGGGGGCUGAAGAAUGGCAUUACGAUGGAGAACAGUGCCAACCACCCGAAUUCAGCAAGCUAACAACGGACCAGAUGCGCGAGCGGUUCGUGAUCGGCACUAAGGGCUUCCGGUUGAAGGCGCAGUGCCGCGACUGCGACCGGAAGGUCUGCAAUAAGCGGUAUACGCUCUGCAACCAUCUGGCUGGGUGCGCGAUGCGCCGCAAGUUCUUGCUCUUCCGGGGUGAGAAGGCGGGUCGGUGGGUGAAGUGCCGCGAUUGCGGGGAGGUUGUGAAGGCGGAUCGGGGGGUGAAGAUGGUGCAUCUGGUCAAGGAGUGUCCUGCUAGGAGCUCUGAUUGAACUGGAGGCUGUUUUCAGAUUCCUGGUUGCGCUUGUUGAAGUAGAGGUGUCAGGCGUAUUGAACUGAGUAUUUGUUUUGGUUCACUUUAGCAUAGGCGGGAUAGCCGCAUUCGAAUGCUAAUUUAUCUGAAUUUUGAUUAUCCGAGUUUAUUGACCAUUACACUGGAGCUAUGAAGUAAC
This is a messenger RNA of Aspergillus fijiensis CBS 313.89, 1366 nucleotides long. RefSeq lists its product as uncharacterized. The transcript is spliced from 2 exons. NCBI's taxonomy places the organism in Eukaryota, Fungi, Ascomycota, Eurotiomycetes, Eurotiales, Aspergillaceae. The coding region runs from base 281 to 1186 and encodes 301 amino acids. The record is from RefSeq and is a predicted model, not a curated record.